This is a messenger RNA of Anas platyrhynchos (mallard), 13076 nucleotides long. NCBI's taxonomy places the organism in Eukaryota, Metazoa, Chordata, Aves, Anseriformes, Anatidae. The record is from RefSeq and is a predicted model, not a curated record.
CGCGUUGCCCCGGAAGAGCUCGGCUGGGCUCGGCACGGCACGGCAGGGCCCGGCACGGCUCUGCUGGGCUGUGCUGUGCUGUGCUGGAAGAUGGCCGAGUCCCCGGAGGAGGUGGCGGUGCUGGUGCAGCGGGUGGUGAAGGACAUCCGCAACGCCUUCGCGCGGAACCCGCACAUGUGGUCGUGGUCCUUUGCAGUCCCUGGCAAACAUUGUCCUCUUCAACCGAGCGUCCCGUUGGUGCCACAGAUCCAGCUUCGAAUUCCUUAAAUCUGGCUCCGCAGAGAAUUUGGAGCAAGCUUUCAUAAGGCUGUGAAGUUUACUGGAAGAUACUUUUACCCAGUCCCUACAAGGAUAGGUCCUGAUAAAAUCAUUGGCAUGGGUUGUCCCACUGGAACUGAUGGACUGCCAACACUGAACAGAUCAGUGCAUGCUUUCUUUAUCAACUUUGCUUUUCUUAUGCAUGUGAGGUCAAACAGAAUAUAAGAUUCACUUGUCAAAAAAGUACCCGAGUUGUGGGUGUAAUUGGGAAGCUGAACUCUUAGAUGGUAGCCCAGCAUUUGUGUGUGAAAUCUGAGGUGCUUUCUAGUUUGCAGACAACGAUUUAUAUCAGUUCAGUUUGGAUCACUUUUUCUGACUCAAUUCACCAUGUUCUUACUGUGUUUAAAAAACACUCUUCAUUUUAUGAGAUUCAGAACUCUAAAUCGAGGCGUUUUUUGGUAUGAUUGCAAAUUUCUCUGCUGGGGACUGAGAAAGAAGUUUUCUUUGUUAAGUCCUUACUGAUGUGAAACUCGUCUUGCUGCUGCCAGAGCUCAGCAGAUGGUUGCACGUAACUUCUCCAGUCUCCAUGCAGGUUAAAGAAGCUCUGUCAUGACAGGCCUUCAGUGACAACCUUGUUCAAAUCAUCCACUGAGUUCUAGCAGCUUCCAUCGUGUGUUUUGGGAAUGUGAGUUACCAUGAUACAUUGAUCACCUGUAAAUCCCAAGGUAAUUCAUGCAGGUUUUGGAACAUGACCGGAGUACUUGCUUUUAGGAAAAGAAUUGCAAGUACACCAAAAAAUCAUAAAAUUCACCAGACAAUAAUGGAAAACCAGAGAAUUUAGGGAGUGAAAUGUUGCUUUCACAGUAGGUCAUGCUUCAGGUGACAGCAAAGAACAGCAGCCCUCGACUGCUGUUUCCUUUGGUAUUGUGAGCAGCUUGUAUCCUGACCUAAGCGUGGGCAUCCUCCGUCCUGCAGCUGGCUUGUGCAGUUGUGUUGAUAUGACUGAGGUGUGCCCACGCCUGGGCCGGAUCGAUUCAGCCGGGGUAAGUGCCAGGUCCCGCUCUGGGGUCACAGCAACCCCAGAAGAGCUGGUGGUUGAAUCUGAGGAUCUGUAAGUUCUUUUCCAACCUGGAUGAUCCUACAAUUCUGUGACCGGAGGCUGUCUGCAGAAGAUUAGGGGUAUUUCAGUCAUUUACUUUUACAAGCGCUAAUUGGGUCACUGGUGCCUGCACAUGAGUCCUGCUGCAGAAGCUUUUUUUUGGGGGGAUGUACGAUGGAGCAAAGGCUGCCGGAGUUCUCAAGCAGUGACUGACAAAAUGAACGGCCUGCCCUCUUACUUGCUCCUUUUGCAGACCAGAGGGGCCUUCAGGAGCAGCCAGCUGGAAAAGGUGGUGGUUUGUAUGGAUUGUUUUGGCCGCAAGUUAGGCACCCUGUCGUGGAUAAAUCUGCUCUUCUGGUAUUUUAAAGUAUAAAUUCUGUUCCCUCUCAGGAACUGAAUGCCACAUAUGGUUUCUGAACCACCCAGGUCAUAAGAAGCAAUACCAGGGUGUUGUAGACAGCAUCUCUACCAGAUGACAAGUCCUGGUUUGCAUCUUGGGAAAACCGAGCAGUUACCAGAUACACCACUUCUUGUGUUGCAUUGUAUCUUCACAAUUUUCGUUGUGCCAUGGUAUGGUCCUCUGCCUCUUGGCUUGCUGAGUAUGACCCCAGAGUUGGGGUGUUUGGUUUGUUGGGGUGUUUGCAAACCCUACCUGUCUGUCAUUGUGGCAUCUUCAAUGCAGCGUUGUGAAAUUUAGCUUUCCCAAAUCAGACCUUUUUUACUUGGUAAGGACAGAAGGUGUGGGUGUGCGGUUCUCUGUUUUUUUGUUUUUUCCCCUUGCUCUUUACCUUUGGUGUACUGUCUAUAGGCAUUAGCUGGUAAAUUUUAGUGGUUAUUCACAGAGCUAAUUAGCAAAGCUGCAGGUAACUGUAUCUUUCUUGCAGCUGAGGCCCCAUGUGUCCCAGUAUGCAAGGCCAGACAAAAUUUGACCAAGGACUGUAGGUUUAAGAUUCAUAAAUGAAAUGGAGCCAGCAGUAAGUACCAAAUUUAGGCUAUAAGGCACCCUCUUGAAAGCAGCAGUCUGGAGUGACAUUGUAGGUCUAAUCUGACUAGCUUUGUGAAAACCUUAACUUGUUUUUUCAGUGGAGCAGCAAGCAUUAAAAUCUUUUUUUUUUUUUUAUAUUUAUUGCUUAUGGUGUAGUGGGCAGUAAAAUACAGAGUUUUCCUCUUCUGUUCCCAGGUGACGAGAGAUGGGUAGGGGACAUGGCUGUGCAUUUGGAGACAGAGCCAAGCUGUUUGGGGAUGUCUUCCCUCAGAGAUGAAAUAGGAUUAAUACCCUGUCCUGAAGCCAGAUAUAACCGGAGCCCUAUAGUCCUCGUAGAAAACAAGCUUGGUGUGGAGAGCUGGUGCGUCAAGUUUCUUUUGCCAUAUGUCCACAAUAAACUUCUACUCUACAGACAAAGAAAACAAUGGCUGAACAAAGAUGAGCUGGUGGAUAUCACGUGUACACUGCUGCUACUGAACCCAGACUUCACCACGGCUUGGAACGUGAGGAAAGAAUUAAUACUAUCUGGCACUUUAAAUCCACUUAAAGAUUUGCAUCUUGGAAAACUGGCGUUAACCAAGUUUCCAAAGAGUCCAGAAACGUGGAUUCAUAGACGAUGGGUGCUGCAACAUCUAAUUCAGGAAAACUCCUUGCCCACUCUUGUGAAUAAAGGAAACUUGGGAGCAGCACCUGUGGAGAGAAUUCAUCGACUAGUGCAGGAGGAAAUGGAUGUCUGCUCUGAAGCUGCUGGGAGAUACCCAAGUAACUACAAUGCCUGGUCCCAUCGCAUCUGGGUUUUACAGCAUGUGGGAAAGCUGACUGUCAAGAUUCUCCUUGAUGAACUUGCUUCCACUAAAUAUUGGGUAUCCAUGCAUGUCUCAGACCACAGCGGAUUUCAUUAUCGCCAGUUCUUACUCAAAUCCUUGAUAAGCAGGACUGUGAAUGAUGAUAAUACACUGGUACGAAAUCAAAUGGUAAAUGAGCAAAACCCUAGUCUUCAAAAGGAGGAAGAAGGUGAAGGGGCAGAAGCUGCCUGUGCGGAGGAGCAGAGCGUGGAUGUCCCCCACUAUUUAGAGGAAGAGUUGGAUCUCUGCACUGAUCUGAUCGACGCUUACCCAGGGCAUGAAACCUUGUGGUGUCAUAGAAGGCGUGUGUUCUACCUUCAGCACCACCUAGGCAACAGACUUCCUCUUCUGAGUGCGGUUGUGUCAUCCGUGGACAGCAGUGAUGAAGCUUUUCGUAAUUCACACCCCUGUCCUGCUACACGUCACACGGCACAAGCUAUGGAUGUUGAUGGUUUGAGUGAAUCCAUCUGCAAACAAGGUUAUACUCAAGAAAAAAAACGGCUGAAGCGUGCUCCUUUGCAGGACUCUUUUGGGCCAGAAACAGAAUACCGGUUCAUUGAUAAAGUUUUAUCAACUUGCAGAGAUGCGGACCAAGCCAGGUUUGCUACUGCUUAUAGGAAAUGGCUAGUUACUUUUUUAGGUCAGUGAAGGAAGUGUUUGAAGCCUUCAGGGUUGUUCUUUUAGUGCAAUAUUCUCUUUUCAGACACAAACGCAUGUCUUCAUUGCAAAUGUUAGCUAACCAUGUGUUUCUCACUCUCCUAAUGGUCAGUCCUAAAAUUGAUACUCAGAGUAGAAGUUUGUCACUUUAUUUAUUAAGAACUGGCAUACCUUUUUACUAAGCAAAUACAGUUUGUCAUUCUUUAACCUUUUAAGAAGUCACUCUUUUUCUACCUGUGUGCCAGCUUCCUACCAUGCCAUUGUCUUAUGUUUUAACUUCUGCAUUAAGGUGGACUCUGAAUCAUGUGGCUUUUAAGAAAACAAAAAAAAAAAAAGUACGUUUUUGAAACAGAGUGUCUGGAAAAAGAAUAGGAGGAUUUGUCGGUACCAGCUUAACCUGUUUCCAGGUUUUUCCUCUUUACUAUACUGGAUCGUGCUAAAAAUGUAUUGGAUUCAGACUAUAUUUAGUGAGGGCUAUUACAUUUGUAUUAGCUACCCUUAGCAGAACACCAGACUGCAGUGUUUCUUCCUUGAGGAAGUAAUGGUGUUGGAGUCAUACCUUUUAUUAUUGUAACUUUUUUCCCCUAUUAGUUGUCACAUGAGUUUGACAAGAAAGUAUAUGAAAUUGGAAUUCUGAAAAGCAGAUGCAUCACAAGCACACACACACUUACAGUCUGAGCUAUAUUUGGAAAUAUUUUUCAUAGAGCAGACUUAUUUACCUUCAUAUCCUACUUUGUAUUUAUUUAUUUAUUUUACCUCAACAAUCCAUAAUUAAUGACACUUGAUAAACAUUUCUGAAUGUAUUACGUACACUACAGAAUAUCAGCCUGCCAAGUCACAAAUUGGUAACUUGUAGUUAACCAACACCAUACAAAUCCAGAAGAUGGUGGACUAAAAAGUAUUUCUGCUGACUGGUUGUUGAGACUAUACAAUUCAAAAAAAAAAAAAAAAAGGAGAAGACAGCUGGAAGAGACAGCUGUCUCUUCACUUCUUGUUCUUCUGCAGGGCUUCUGUGGUUUGUUUUGUUUCUGUUUUUUUUUAUUGUUCUUUUUUUUUUUCCUUUGGAACCCUCUUUCGUUGCACUUCUCCAACCAUAGGACCUCUGUUUACAUAACUAUAAAUUUUAAGGGGAUUUGAUAUACAUUUCUGUUCUGGUGGAAUUAAACAUGAAUGGUUUGUUUUGUUGUUUCUUUAGGAGUUGUCUAUAUAAGGGAUUUUUAAGGGGAGAAAUAUUGUACAACUGUAGAGGUUUGUACAAUGGCAACAUUGUCUCUGUUCCAAACAGAGAAUAUUGUCUGAGGAGAUUAGAUUUUCAAGCUAGAGUCUUCGCCAAAAUUGCUGUAUAUUUCUCCUGCCCAAAGUGCCUCCUGCCUACAGUAGGUUUCAAGCUGCUGUCUCUGUUGGGCAGAGAGAGAGAGCAAGAACAAGGGACUGAAAGACAGGUAGCCUGCUCAAAAAAGUUAUAACCUGAAAAGAAAAAAGUGGUACUUGAGUUGUGGAAUUCAAACAGUCCUAAAUAAUUUGGUGGAUAGAGGUUACCCAUGCAUUUCAGAAUGAAAAUUGACCUCCUCUGGUCUUAUAGAGGAUGUUCAUAAUCCAUUUCAGCCACAAAGUAGCAGAGACAUUUCUGAGUAUGUGCUUUUCUGUUUGUAGUACCUAGAUACGUCUGACUUAGGCUUGAGGAUCUGCAUGGCAAAGCUUUGUCUCUGUGAGCAUCUAUACCUUUUUCUGUAAAGGUAGGGAGAUAUUACAUGGCAGUUUGUUUUGAUGUGAUCUGAGAUGCCAUCUUGGUUGAUGGUUUUAGUUACAGAAUAAUGUAGCCGAUGUGUGGAAGAGGUGUGGGAAUGGCUUGAGAGGAUUAUUUGGUCAUAAGAUUUUUUCUGUGUGACCACUGCAAAAUUGGUACGUUCAGGUACAAACUAGAGUCAACCCAACUCUAGCAAGUUACACCCAUCCCAGAAGAUGUGAUGUGUUUUGUGUAUGAAAGGUACACUAAUCACGUGCAGUAGCCUGGGUCAGCUUGAUUACAGAUAUCCCAUUAACGACUAGUAGGAACCUGGUAAGUGUGACAUCAGCUGGCAGUCUAUUAAGGACCUUAUUCGUGGUCCUUUGUUAGUUAGACAGUAACUUAGUUGUGUUUUCUUUGUUUACCUUUGCAAAAAUUACCUCCUCAUAAGAAGAACAGAAGCAGACAGAAGACUGAGAAGUGGGAGCAGGAUAGGAAAUGUUUCUUAAAUUGUGGGAGGGAAGAAAUGCUCCCUUCUUGCACUGGAGUGAUUGAGGCUUUUAGAGGAACUUGCAAGAUUUACGCCAGACCCUGACUUGAAACCCAUAGGAUAUUUCUUCCAGACUGAAAUCUGGAGUCUUACUUGGCUUUCUUGGAGCUAAAUCAUGGUUGUACUGUGCUAUUGAAUUUGACAAUCUUCCUGACAUAAACACUUAAGAUCAAACAACUGCCCUCAAAUGCAUGAGUGCAGUUCCUAUUUUUGUCAGCAGGAGUUAUGUAUGCUUGUAUGAAGACAAGAUUUGGUCCUACAUAGCUGAAUAGAGUUUCAUUGUGCUUUUGUGCUUGGAAGAUGUUCUGAGAGCUCUGAUAAGAGAUGGUGCUGAUAUUUUUAUUACUUGCACAGGACACUGGUGACUGUAGAAUGAAUCCAAAGAGUGAAUUUUUAAAGCCUAUACCUGAUAGAAAAAUUCCCUUUUUUUUUUUUUUAAUCCAAUGAGAAUUGCUGCUUUUAGAAAUGUUUUCAGAAUAGACUGCCACAUAGAAAAGUAAACAAUGGAAAUGAAUUUGAUUGAAACAAGUCAUGUUUUCCAUCUGGAAAGACACGUAAACAGUAAGCUGACAAAAAUAAAAAAAGGCUUUAAUUUUUUUUUCACUGUAACAAUGUAAUUUAUAGGGACGAAUAAAAUAGAUAACUAAAUUAUUUCUUGUUGUCAGUAUCUUGAAGCCUCUUACAUGAAAUGAAUGGAGAGAUACUUCCAGCAAAUUGUAUUAAAUUCACAAUGGUACGAUGUUCUGGAACUAUGAUCUUUGGUACACACUUAUUUUGCCAUUCAAUAUUAGUUCAGAGUCCCAUUUGGGCAUGACUUGCAGCAAGAAAAGUAGCUCCAGGGCAUUGGCAGUUAACAUGGGUAGAGGUUACUGUGUAAAGAUACUUCAGGCAUUUUAGUCUCUUUGUAUUUCAGAGGUCAGAGCAUUUUAAUAUCAAUCUUCUCUAUUUCAUGGAGAAACUGUCCAACAGAAACUGCAGAAUACAAGGCUCUAACUCUCUGUAAGUUCCCUCAGCUACAAAAUCAAACCUUGUACAUCUUUAAACAUCUUCAUAUAGAAUUCAGCAUCUUUACUGAAAUUACCUUCCACUGUAGUAGGUCACUUGCAUUGAUGCACGUUUUUUGUUCACUGGAUUAAUCCUUGUAGAAAUGUAUUUGUGCUAGAAAUAAAGGGUUUUGAGGAACAAAUGUAAUUUGAAACUGCAGAAGUUAGAAUGGAAGGAAUCACGGUUUUAAUGGGUUGAAUUUGCUGCUGCUACAUACAUUAACUAUUAUUUCACUGGCAUUUGGUAUCUUGUGUGUUACAGUCACUGGAGCAACAUGUGCAGCAUUAAAAAUAGCUACAAUAAACCUGUAUAAUGUUAAUGUUGGAGCACACCACUAUAGCUGCUCUGAUUAAUAUUUGUUAAUCUACUUAAACCUGCAUAUUAGUGUUUUGUUGACUUCUUACAUUCUUUAUACAAUCAAAUCCUUGUGUCAUUUAAAUAUGGGGAAAAGUAAAUAGUUUACACAGUUUAAUUAACUUAUAUAGAUCUUAUUUUAAGACAAAUAAGCAAAGUAAUAAUAUGAUAAGAAAGCUUAGAAUCUGUUCUACAAUCAAAAUUUCUAGCAUUUCUAGUUUUGUGCUAGUCCUACUUCACUAGAAUAUGUAGCUAGUCUUUAUGGAUAGGAUUAAAUUUUUUACUAAGUAGAUAAUUAAUUUUUAAGCAGUAUUGUCUAAUAUUGAUGAGCAGAAACAAAGGUUCUUGGAGAAGCUUGUCAGUCUAGCCAGACUUGGCAAGCAUACUUUUUCAGAAUAACAUAUAAUACAAUGAACAAAAUGUGACUACCACAGAAUAAUUUAAGCAGUGAGUCUUCAGAGAUUUGAUGGACUGAAUUUUUGGACAAGGCUUUUUGCUUUGUUUUGCCUUCAGUGAGGGAGUAAUGAUCCUUAGAUUUUGUUUGUACUCAGUAGGAAGUGAACCUUUGCACUCUAGUGUAGGGACAAAAAAAAACCCACGACUGUUGGGUUGUAUGUUCUAGAGCAAUUAUGGAAAUCAAGCAGUGAAAUGAAAUGUAGAUGUGACUUUUAAAUGUAUGUUUGUCUUGUAUUCAUUUGGGGAUAAGAGUUCUUUACAAUUGGAACUUGCUAUAUUUUAAUGUUAGAUAUAAGAGAGGAUAAAUCAGCUAUUCUCAAAUGCACUUAACACUCAAGUUAGUUUCAAAGGAAGGUCAGUGUCCCUGUCUAAGAAAAUUUUCCUUCUUUUUUGCCAUGUGUUCAGAGGUAUGUUUCCUUCAGAACAACUUGUCUAUUCUUCCAACCAGCAAAAGAAGAAUGUAGCAAAGCAUUGGUGAGGUGGCCUCAUUUCAUGUUUAGAUAACUCUGUCUACCUCCCAAAAAGUGCUCUGAUUAAUGUCCUUAAGGGGAGUUCAUCAGGCUCAGUUUUUUCGGAAACCUCAUGCCAGACCUAAAUCCUCUUUUAGAGGUGAAAAGCUUUAUCUAUGAAGCCAUCUAGUUUCCCCAGAACAGUUUAAGGGUGUGUGGGGAGGGGUGAUGAAGGAAAAAUAUAUACAUACAUAUGUGGUGGUAGAUGCUUCAGGUAGUAGUUAAAUUUGGGAAAACUAGAAUUAACAUAAACUUUCAUUAAUCUUUUCCUCUGAAAAAGCGACGUAUUGCUAAAAAAAUAUAUAUAUAAUAAUAUAUGGAGGAAAUGUGUGCUUCCAAGAAAUUUCUUGUAGACAGUUUAUGCUUUUCAAGUAUAAACCUGACACUUUCUAGUGGCUUUUACUUAGUGUGUAAUGUUACUUCUCAGGGCAUAGUCAUAGUGAAUUAGGGUACAUUUUUACAGUUUAUAAUUAUUGAUUUAAAAAUAAAACCUAAAUGCUAAACAUGUAGUAGCUGGCUUUUAACAUUUUUUGUCUAGUGUAGUGUUUUAUAUCUACCCACACACUAAUACUGUACCUUACCAUCUCAUCUACAUCAUAUUUUUAUUCUGUAUCUUAAAUUACUGUUAUAGUCUUGCAGGAAGCUCCUGGGAGUUGCUGUGUUUCUUCUCUAAGUUCCCUAGUACAAUUCAGUAGGCUAUUCAGUGUACAGCUGAGUAUCUCACGUGGGCAUAGCUGUAAUGAUGGUGAGCUUCUUACUCUGUAUCUGUGUUGGCAUGCUACGUAUCUCAGAUUUUUUUAUUUUUAUUUUUAAACUCGUUAGGAGACAAUAUUAGAAUUAACAAUGCUUUCAGUUGUUGAUGGCUGGCAUAUGUUUAUUGAUGAUGUAAAUACCCAAAGGUUGGACUAGGUGAUCUUCCAACCUAAAUGAUUCUGUGAUUCUAUCCUGAAGAGCAGAACUCUUACCUGAAGUCUAGUUUAUUAAGCAUCUUUUCCUGCACCAUCUCAAACCUGCUGCUAAUCCUUCUAUAUAGGUGGAGGCGGGGAAGAGCCCACAGCAAAAGGGAGGCGUGUAUUUUGUUCACAGGACAUGUUCUGAUUAGAAUAAAAUUGUGGUGAAACAAAGAGCUUUUCUUGGAUGAGGCAUUCCUGUAUGUUCCUUUUGGAACUGGUAUGUCACUAAUACAUUAGGAUUCCCUGAACAAAUGGCUGUGUAGAAUGAAUAGAUAAGUUCGGUAUGUGUUGUUGUUCUUGUUUGUUUUAAGCAGAGUAUAGAUUACGUUAUUACCUGUUGAAAAGUCACAUAAAUGAUUCAAGGUACCAAAACUUGUGUUUGGUGUUUGUUUUUUUUUUUAUAAGACAAAAUAUGUUUAUACCUACUAUGUUAAUUCCCUUUUGUUCCAGUUCUUUUUUGAAGUGUCGACAUUUAAAACUGGGUAGCUAUCUUGUAAAACGUGCUUGGGAAUGUAUUGUUUAACUUCAUGUAAUAAAAAAUAGUGGAUGUCUUAAAUGGUUUUAAGUAGCAUUAGGAUUCACGAUAGUGAUAGCACUAUGAUAUUUAAGUAUGCCAUUAAACACUAAUUUUGUAGCACUCUCAUGUCCAUCAAAAUACUAUUCUACAAAGGGCAAAAUGUUUAUUUUAUCAAGAUAUGUGAAAAAGUAUUUAAUUCUCACAGCUUUCAUAUUAGGAUAAACAGUUGUUUUUAAACACUAUUUUGCAAUAUUUUUCUAUAAAAAAUUCUCAGAUGCACAUUUGUGACCAUUGUAAUUUUUUGAUUUCCAAUGUUGAUAAAUUAGAUAAAUAUUAAGUUUUGUAGCAGAAAGAAUAAGAGAACAGUAAAACACUGGAAAGUGAUACAAUAAAUGAACAGUGUUCUACAGGAUAAUGAUUAUAAAGCAUUAAGUUUAUUUUUCACUGGUCUUGCUUAGUUAUAAAAUGAAUUUUUUUCAGGGAUUAUUUUUUUUCAUUAGUAGAGAUAUGUGAACAAAUUAUUGAUAUUUAUUCUCCCACAGUAAGCAUGUGUAUAUGUACAGGUGGAUGAAUGGCAGCAGAGCCGUGUUCAUGUAACAUCCUGUAAAAAAAAAAAAAAAAAAAAAACGCAAAAUCUCCCACAUAGGACUAUUUUUAUGUAAUGCUGAUGAUCUGUGAGUAGAACUCUUCCAUGGAAGACCUGUCUUAAGUUUCUGGUUCUAGAGAGAUAAUUGCCAGUGUCAAGGUUUUCUGAAAGCAGCAAGAUCUCUUUCUUCCCCUCUGUGUCUUCAUCUUCUUUCCUUUCAUGAUCUUGGUCUGUGUGCAUCCACAGACCAAAUCAUUGUUACAAGUGCUUAUAGCUCGUGUUUGAGACAGUGAAAGAACUGGCAAGGUUCUGCAGACUGGCAGGACUGGGGGGUGGGUGUUCAGUUGGUGUCCUACUUGCCAGAUAGCUUACAAAAGUGCCCCAGAAGGAAAAAGGCACAUUUUUGAUGAACUACUUCAGCAUCAGAGGAGACUAGAAAGAGGAUGUGAGACACAGGCUGGCAACUGAAAUUGAUAUUUGAAUUACAGACAUCAAAUGGUUCUUUUGGUACGUUACUUUCAGUGUUUUCUCGUAUUGUCCGUAUGAUAAAAAAAAAAAAAGAAUUUUUGAUGUGACUUUUUUUUAAGUUACUCAUCAUUUUGAAUGCCUUCUGGUUUUGAACUACUGGAUUUAAAAUCUCUCUCUUACAGGGCUUUUAUUUUUAUUUUUUGCAAAAUGCUAUCACCUUUACUCUUUUCUCCUAGACAAUACCAUUCACUCCAAAUGUUCUAAAAUGAGCACCUGAAAUCACAAGGCAUUAUUGAAAAUACUGCUUGUCAUUUUUAAUUCAAAAUUUACUGCAGGGGCAUUUUCUGCUCAUACAUGUUUCUUUCAGGUUAUCUUAUUGCUGGGGUGGGAAGGCAGAAGGGGUUUAUAGGAAGCCCUGAGCAGAUAUGUAUAAUUUUGGUUCACUUAAUUUGGGGUUUCAUUAGAUCAGAAGGCUUAGUAUGAGCAAGUAAUAAAACCUACAGAGUCUUUUCACAGAAACAAUUUGCAGGAUGUGGCAGUUUGCUACCAGUCUGCGUGCUUAAUUUUAGAACAGAACAGAACAGAGCAGUUCAGUUAGGAGGGACCUGCAAAGAUCACCAAGUCCAGCUGCCCAAGCACUUCAGGGCUAACCAAAAGUUAGAGUACAUUAAUGAGGGCAUUGUCCAAAUGCCUCUUGAACGCUAUGGGAGAAUCAGCCACCUCUCCAGGAAGCCUGUUUCAGUGUUUCACCACCCUUGCGGUAAAGAAAUUUUUCCUUGUGUCCAGACUGAUCCUCCCCUGGCACAGCUUUGUGCUGUUCCUGUGCAUCCGGUCAUUGGUUACGAGGUAGAAGAGAUCAUUUUUACUUCUGUUAAAGCAAGUGACAAAAUUCCCUCUUGAAUUCACUGGGAAAGAAUCAGGCCAUGCUGCAGAGAGGGCAUCAGUCACUGCAUGGUGGCUUUGUGUGAUGGGUUGUAAGUGAUUUCAGAUGGUCAUAUUCAUGACCUCACGAAUAACAGUUGUUAGGGUAAUGUAUAUUCAUUAGUGCUGUGGUUGAGGAAAAACUGUUCAGGUUCUGGAGUGCUACUGGUUUAAAAGGGCAGCUAGAGACUAAUAUGGGUACUACCCAAGUAUCAAGAGCUAGGAAAACUUUUUUGUUUUUGUGAUUGAGAAAAGUCUCGUACUUUGUACCUGUGUGCUAACAGGGUAACACAUAACAAGUUCUAGGAGGUACUGCAUAUCAAGGUACUAUAGGUCAGUUGACUGAGUAUGCAAAAUUCUUAGGGACAAAUGGUAAGCUUUUAGGUGACACGUAAUAAUUGGUGUAACGUUGAAGGGAGAAAGUCUUAAUAAAUAGUGAAAGGCUUAAGUUUUACUGUUCUCAAAGCUUGCUGUAUAUGUUCAUGGUGCAACAGUAAACUGCACGUUUGUCACACUGUCAUCUCACAGAUGCUUAUAAUUGGGUAACAACUUUACUUUUUAAAAUGCAUCUACUCAAUGUUGAUUUGAAAUGUUCUAGAAUUAUUUGUUGUUAUCUAGUACUAGAUCUUUUCCUCUUUUUAAUCCUUCUCCAGUGGAACCUAGCCAGAUACAGAUUUUCAUCAUUAUAAACCUAGCUUUGCUGUAAAGGGAAGUUGAAAUUUUGCCAUAUAAAAUGUUCAGAUCUCUGGUGUCUACUUAGAAACAUAGGAGGACAUCCUAACAUCGCUUUCCAGUUGUGCACACUGAGUUUUACCUUGUUUAUCUUGAAUAUUUUCUAUUGCAUGUUAAUUCUAUUUUUACAUAUUCUAGUAGUACAAAAUAUAUUUUAAAAAAAAAGAACUUCCCUAGAGCCCUAACCAUUCUAUGCAGAUGUCUUCCAAAAUUUACAGGUACAAUUUUAGUGGUGAUGGUGAUAAAUGGAUUUUUUUUUCACUUAUUUAUCAGCAGACUUGUUUUUAUAUGUAUUAGUGAUAGAAUGUACUAAGCACAGCUGUAAGUUAUUGUAUUUCUGUAGAAAAUGGAAAAUAGUGUAAAAUUGUUUUUGUUACAUGUUGGCAGUUUUUAAAUAAAGUUUUCAUCUCCUAAAA